UCCACGGAGAACCGGGUCCACGGCUCCACGCCAUCUCUUCUUCCUCCUCCUCUCAUCGUCGUCGCGGGGCUCCUCCUCCUCCUUCCGGCCUUACAAACCCACCGCCCCGCCGGACCCACUUGCUGGCUCGGCGCCGCCUCGAGGCUCCCCCGCGGCCGCUGCAUUGCGGGUGACCUCUUCUACGAGAGCCGCGAGCGGCUGCGGCUGCGAGACGGGAGGUGUGCGGUCCUUGGUUGCGGCUUCUGCCCUGUCCGCUGCGGCGAGCUGCUCCGCGCGGGCGGGCCUGAGACUGCAGAAAAUUCUUGCAUAUAUUCAUCCCAUUAUUGGUACUCCGGUUGCUGUUGAGUGAUUGGGAAAGCUGUUUGGCCGGAAAGCAUUUUUGGUCAUGGGAAGCAAUGACCCUAGCACACCCUCCAAGGCUCCAAAGGCAUCAGAACAAGAUCAACCUUCAGCCACUACAUCCGGGGCAACAGCUUCAGUUUACCCUGAAUGGCCCAGCUUUCAGGCUUACUCAGCAAUUCCACCACAUGGAUUCUUUCCCCCUACUGUCGCUGCAAAUCCACAGGCUCAUCCAUACAUGUGGGGAGCUCAGGUGGCCUCUACAUCUGCAACUUUGUGUUUCCCCCCACACUCAACCCCAUGGUACCACCGUACGGGACGCCGCCAUCACCUUAUGUGAUGUAUCCACCUGGAACAGUAUAUGCCCAUCCCUCUACAGCACCUGGUAUGCAUCCAUUUAGUCAUUAUCCUAUGCCAACAAAUGGACAUGCUGAAACUCCUGGAGCUGCGCCAAGUGCUCCAGAAAUGAACGGAAAAAAUGAGCCUGGCAGAAUGUCUGCUCCAUCUGCCAAUGGGAUUACCUCCCACAGUGAGAGUGGAAGUGAGAGUGAGAGUGAAGGAAGUGACGCCAAUUCCCAAAAUGAUUCACACUCAAAGGACAAUGAUGGAAAGGAAGACGGUGUAUUCUGUCGUGCAGGCAGUUCGCAGAAUGGCAUAUCUUAUUCAGCAUCACAGGGAAUGUUAAAUCAAACCAUGCCGAUGAUUCCAAUACAACCGGGUGCGAUGGUUGGAGUUCCUGGCUCCACAGCUAACUUGAAUAUUGGAAUGGACUACUGGACUGCUCCUGGUUCUGCAACUGUCCCUGCAACACAGGGCAAAGCAACUUCUGGUUCAGCACGAGGAGAUCAAUGGGAUGAAAGGGAACUCAAGAAGCAGAAACGAAAGCAAUCUAAUCGAGAAUCAGCACGCAGGUCCCGGCUGCGCAAGCAGGCUGAGUGCGAGGAGCUUGGGCAACGUGCUGAAUCUUUAAGGUCGGAAAACUCCUCUCUUAGAGCUGAGCUUGAACGGAUUAGAAAGGAGUACGAACAGUUACUUUCACAGAAUGCUUCCCUCAAGGAAAAGCUAGGGGCAACCAGUGAUUCUAUUCCUGACAUGAAUGAGCAGAACGACGGAGGUGGCAGCGGCUACAAGAAGCAGCCUGAUUCCGAUGCCCAGCCUGGGAACGAGUCUUGACAUGUUUAGCUCAGGAUUGUUGUAACACGGCAUUGCUAUUUAUUUUCUUGAACAAUACCGAACAGAAUAUAGGAAAGAUGAGAGAAAAAUAUGUGCGCAGUUCUACAUCAACUGACUAUAAUUUCUAACGGCAUGUGCAUAUAUGCCAUCACCGCUGUC
This is a messenger RNA of Panicum virgatum (switchgrass), 1671 nucleotides long. Its product is annotated as transcription factor HBP-1a-like. Gene Ontology annotation, biological process: regulation of DNA-templated transcription. Gene Ontology annotation, molecular function: DNA-binding transcription factor activity; sequence-specific DNA binding. Gene Ontology annotation, cellular component: nucleus. The record is from RefSeq and is a predicted model, not a curated record. Lineage: Eukaryota; Viridiplantae; Streptophyta; Magnoliopsida; Poales; Poaceae. Bases 490 to 1512 code for a protein of 340 amino acids. The transcript has 14 exons.